Molecule: messenger RNA, 399 nt
Organism: Suncus etruscus (white-toothed pygmy shrew)
Lineage: Eukaryota; Metazoa; Chordata; Mammalia; Eulipotyphla; Soricidae
Gene: CENPA
Product: centromere protein A
Exons: 5
Coding region: 1-399 (132 amino acids)
Cellular component (GO): nucleosome
Molecular function (GO): protein heterodimerization activity; structural constituent of chromatin; DNA binding
Source: RefSeq, a predicted model, not a curated record
AUGGGCCCGCGGCGCCGAAGCCGCAAGACCUCAACCCCGAGGAGGCGCCAGGAGCCGAGCCCGGGCCCCAGCGUCCCAAGGCGCCUGGAGCCGAGAGGGAAACUGAGGACCUUGGUCCUGCGGGAAAUCCGCACCCUCCAGAAGACCACCCACCUGCUGCUGAGAAAGCUGCCCUUCAGCCGCGUGGUUCGAGAAAUCUGUCUUAAAUUUGCCCGUGGUGUGGACUUCAACUGGCAAGCCCACGCACUAUUGGCCCUACAGGAGGCAGCAGAAGCAUUUCUAGUUCACCUCUUCGAGGACGCCUACCUCUUGACGCUCCACGCACGCCGGGUCACCCUUUUCCCCAAGGACAUCCAGCUGGCGAGGAGGAUCCGGGGCAUUGAGGGGGGCCUGGGCUGA